This is a messenger RNA of Truncatella angustata, 1899 nucleotides long. RefSeq lists its product as uncharacterized. Gene Ontology annotation, molecular function: DNA-binding transcription factor activity, RNA polymerase II-specific; zinc ion binding. Lineage: Eukaryota; Fungi; Ascomycota; Sordariomycetes; Amphisphaeriales; Sporocadaceae. The coding region runs from base 169 to 1824 and encodes 551 amino acids. The record is from RefSeq and is a predicted model, not a curated record. The transcript has 2 exons. Gene Ontology annotation, biological process: regulation of DNA-templated transcription.
GCCUUAAUCUCGCAUUGGUCCCGCAAAGGUUGCAAAUUUAUAGAUCUCAUACUACGCAACAUCGUUACAUAUCCGCUUACGAAAGCAAGCUCCAGACCGUGGUCCCAUCGGUCUCGCCAGCUUGAUCCAUCGUGUUCAGCCCGACGGGUCAGAUUCUACUAAAUACAGAUGGCGCGGAAGGGCGGCCACAAGGUCAGGACGGGGUGUUUGACGUGCAAAACGCGCAAAGUGAAAUGUGAUGAAGCCAAGCCGGAAUGCAGCCGAUGCCUUACCUCUGGCCGUAAGUGCAGCGGCUAUCCGGUGACGCCGCCACAAAGUUCCGGCCUCAUGUGGCAUCGACCGCGUCAUCUCUUCCAAGGGAUCGACAGCCCGGCCGAUCGCAGGGCACUACAAUUCUUUUCCGAGGUGGCCGGUCCAUUUCUUCCGGGCGCUACGGACCCUUACUUUUGGACGCACGUGGUAAUGCAGUUCAGUGACUUUGAGCCUGCAGUCAGACACUCGGUCAUUGCCAUCAGCUCUCUCUACGAGCGAAGGCAGAUUGAUGACAAGUCCAAUGUCGGCUUGCAGGUGGACUGCUUCGCUCUUCAACACUACAAUGCCUCUAUUCACGAAAUGCAAAACAUGGAUAACCAGCCGCUGGUACUCUUAGUAUGCAUCCUUUUCAUAUGCAUAGAAUUCUUGCAAUUAAACAAGACGGCAGCCAUGCAACACUGCAAGCAUGGAGUCAAGCUGCUGCAAGAUCUGUCCUCGAAAUAUUCCUGGGCAGAAGAAUACCUAGUGCCAAUCUUUCGGCAUUUGAACGUAUUUCCUUUCUUUUUUGGUGGACCCUCAGACUUCCCCGAGCUGGUCGCUGCCAAUGAGCCUGUCCCUACCACUUUCGGGAGCUUCGCUGAGGCCCGGUCGAUGCUGGACACCAUCUUCAGUCGUUCAAUGCGACUAGUGCGGCAGGGCGACCAACUCCGCUUUGGUGACCCAGACCACAGGCAACCACAGCCAGAACUACUCGCUGAACAGGCUUCCAUCCUGGAGUAUUUGAGCCGUUGGCAAAUCGCGUUCAUGAGCGUCACCCGCGAUUUAUCCGUACCUGCCUGUCCGAUGGUCUGGCACGAUAAUUUUGGAGUAAGGUCUUCUCAGCAAUUAUUGGAAACUUUCUUAUCGAUCAACUACGAAUCAUGUGAAAUACUCACCAAACUGGCACUAAUAAAUAAUGAGGUGGAAUGCGACUCGUGUCUAGACGGCUAUCGAAGUAUUAUCAGGCAGGCUGCUAACAUCGAUACCAUCUCGGACUGCUUUGAAGAACGCGUCCCAAACCAACCCCAAUUCGUAUUUGAGCUAGGGUUUCUGCCCUUUUUGUCCAACGUCGCGCUGAAAUGCCGCGAUAUGAAGACUCGACUCGCAGCCAUGCGAAUGACGCGAUCCCUUGGCAUGCGCCAGGAGGGCUUGUUCGAUGGGUGCUCGACGUACGCGUUAGCGCGACGGACUAUAGAAAUAGAGCAUGGCAUCGUUCUGAAUAACCUGGGGCACCCCAUCACAGAAGCCGCCUAUCCCGGUCUUCCACCGGAGUCAAGCAGAAUACGAGGCGUUGGGGUCAACGCAGACACGGCGGUGGAGCAUAUCGGCGGGAGAGACUUCACUGGAAAGAUUGUUGGUUGCUAUAUGCUAGAGUCCAAUGGUGUGGUUCGUUUGCGAACUGAGUUCCUUCCCAACGAUCUUGAUGCUGCACGGGCGAACGGAUUCGAUAACAUGAAUCAGCCAUGGCCACAGUCCCACGACCCGGCCGCAUUAUCCACAUACGAACUACCCAAGCUAUGUGUGGACGCCUGAGACCAAGCAAAAUAAAUUCGCUAUGGACAUCCCAAGGAUGUGUGACACUCCGAUACCCCACGCUUGUCUCUGCAG